Molecule: messenger RNA, 1912 nt
Organism: Dermatophagoides pteronyssinus (European house dust mite)
Lineage: Eukaryota; Metazoa; Arthropoda; Arachnida; Sarcoptiformes; Pyroglyphidae
Product: pancreatic triacylglycerol lipase-like
Biological process (GO): lipid catabolic process
Molecular function (GO): lipase activity; serine hydrolase activity
Source: RefSeq, a predicted model, not a curated record
AAUUCAAUAACUUUAUUUUUAAAAAAGUGAAAUUAAAUUCUAUCAUCAUCAACAACAACAUUUUUAUUUAAUUGCCAAAUUUCGUAGAUCUUUUCACCAGUAUUAUUAUUUUUUCUUUACAGAAUAAUUGAAUCUAAUUUGAAACAAACAUGAAUUUAUCAUCAUUUAUUCUUGUAUUUACAAUAAUUAUUACGUUUUGUCCACAAUUAGAUUGUGCACAAUUAUUAUUAUUAUCAGUAAAAAAUUCUUCAAAUUCUUUAAUGGCCAAUAAUUAUAAUAAUAAUAAUGUAUUAUCAUCGAUUUUAUCUACAAACGAUAUCGAUCAUAAAGAUCGAAAUAAAUUGUCAAUAAAACGAAUUCAACAAAAUAAUUUAAACGAAAUGGUGAUGAAAAAUGGUUUAAAACGAACAACAUCAAUGAUAUCAUUACCAACACCAGGAAAAUGGGAACCAAUAUGGAAUGAAUUAUUUCCUCGUUCCAAAAGUAUUUCAUCCGUACGUUUUUAUUUAUACAGUCGUUUGAAUCCAGAUAUUGGUCAAGAACUUUGUAUCAAUGAUCAAUCAUCCAUACAUCAAUCAAAUUAUAAUCCAAAUAAACGUACAGUAUUUCUUAUUAAUGGUUGGCAAGAUAAUCGAUUAUUUGCUAAAUGGGUACGAGAUGCUAUACAUUUAUUGCUUAUACGUGAUGAUCAAAAUGUUAUAUUUGUUGGUUGGCGAAGUAUAAAUGAAUUAUUUGUUGCUGCUAUGAUUAUACAAAGUUAUUCAUUAUAUUUAUCAAGAUUUAUCAAUUUUCUUAAGUCAAAAUAUCAUUUGAAUGGUGAACAGAUUCAUUGUAUUGGACAUAGUUUAGGCGGUUUUAUGUGUGGAUUUGCUGGCGAUCUCACCUAUAUUGGCCGUGUUACAGUAAUGGAUGCUGGUCCACGGCCAUAUUUUCAGCGACGACCACCACAACAACGUUUAAAUCGUUUUCAAGCAGGAUUUAUGGAUGUUAUACAUUCAGAUUUUCAUCCAACAUUUUCAUUAGGAUUAACCAUACCAUAUGGUGAUAUUGAUUUUUUUCCAAAUUCCGGUACAGUUCAACCGGGCUGUUGGCAAGAUAAAUUUUCUAAACCACUUGAAGAAUUAACAAAUGGUGAUGGACCAUUAACAAGUUUACUACAAUUUCCACGUUAUCUAUUAUUCUGUUCACAUUAUCGUUCACAUGAAUGGUUUUUUGAAUCAUUAUGGAAUCAACAAUGUCAAUUUAUUGGUGUAUUAUGUCCAAAUUAUCAGAUGUUUAUUAAUGGUGAAUGUGGAUGUGAAGAUUUAUUGGUAAAUGGUCAUGGUGAAACAACAUGUGCAUUGAUGGGUUAUGAUGCUGAAUAUGCUAUAUUAAAGCAAGGUUUGACAAAAUUUUCACCACAAGGUAAAUGGUAUCUAAAAACAUCGGAUUUUUAUUCACAAACUAAACGUCAUUGUCAAUAUCAAUAUCAAUUGAUAGUAAAAUUAGGACAAUUUAUACCUCAUAAUAUUGGUAAUGUAACUGUUUCCGUAACGAUUGUUACAAAAAAUGAUCAAAAUAAUAAAUUAUCUAAUCAAAUUAUAUUGAAUGAAAAACUUUAUCCAAAACAUUAUCCACAAUUACGACCAAAUCAUCGUCUUAGUAAAUUAAUUUUACAACCAAAUUCAUUAUCAUUUAAACGAAUAGCAUAUAUUUUAGUUACAUUACAACCAUCAUUAAAUGAUAAUAAUGAAAUUAUUAGAUUAAAAUCAACAGAAUUAUUUAUUACAAUAUCAUGGAUAAAAUUAGCACCUAUACAUGUUGUACAUAAUGAACCAUUAUUUUUUUGUCAUAUUGAUCAUUAUGUAUGGCCGGGUAAAAGUAACAUGAUGAAACGUUGUAUAACACAUUGAUAUUUUUUUUUCUUCAUUUU